AUGUUAGUUAUUACAUUAGUUUGUGAAGAACUUCGAUCGUUAUUUGUAAUACGAGCACCAUCAGCACGAAACGCUGUUGUAAUUUAUUUUAAAUCAUAUUGGAAUAAAUUAGAUGUUGUGACUAUAAUUCUAUUUUUCGUGGGUAUUGUACUUCGAUAUAUUUCAAUAUCAGAAUGCUUUUAUGCAGCACGGAUUGUUUUAUCAUUUGAUUUAUCUAUUUGGUUUAUAUGUACAUUGGAUAUGUUUACUACUGUAAAACUACUUGGGCCUAAACUUGUUAUAAUUGAUGAAAUGGUAUAUUAUUUGAAAUUUUUCAUAUUAAUGUCUUUCAUAUUUAUACUGGCGUUUGGUGUAUCAUUUUAUAGUUUAGUAUUUGGUGAAAUAGAAGCUUUAGAAACAUUCGAAGAAAAUUUUAAAGCAAAUGGUUAUACAGCGUUUAUCUUAUUGCUUGGUUAUAUGACUAUUGUUAGUAUACUCUUAGUCAAUCUACUUAUUGCUAUGUUCAGUAAUACUUUCGAUCGUCUUCAAAGCAAUGCAGAUCGUAUUUGGAAAUUUCAACGAUAUUCAUUAGUGUGUGAAUAUUUAUCACGUCCAUCGUUUCCAUCACCUUUCAUUUUUUUGUCUCAUUGUGUACGAUUAACUUUGUAUACAUUAGCUAAAUGUUAUGCAUAUGAUGAUGAAGUUUAUUAUAAUUAUUUAAAACAGGAAAGAAAACUACUUGAUGAACCUGAUCUAGAUGAAGAACGAGUUCAAUCAUUACAGGAAAAUAUCUUAAAUAGAAUACGAAGACUUAAAAACCAUAUGCGACUAAUUAGUAAUCAACAAGCUAUUAUGUGCGAUUAUCUUGAACACUUGAUAGAUGAUUCAAAAACUAACAAUGGUAAACGUAUCAAACUAUCUAAAUGGCAUCGUUUAGAUCCUGAAUGA
Molecule: messenger RNA, 927 nt
Organism: Rotaria sordida
Lineage: Eukaryota; Metazoa; Rotifera; Eurotatoria; Philodinida; Philodinidae
Source: the annotation of a GenBank genome assembly